This is a messenger RNA of Linum tenue, 2178 nucleotides long. The record is from the annotation of a GenBank genome assembly. NCBI's taxonomy places the organism in Eukaryota, Viridiplantae, Streptophyta, Magnoliopsida, Malpighiales, Linaceae.
UUACCAAAUACCCUCCAUUUCUCCUCAACGAAUCUCUCUAAUCCCGUCGAUUAGUCAUCAAAUCCGGGAUUAUUUAGGGCUGCCCAUUUCGUUUUCUCCAGCUUUCUGAGGUCUGAUCACUAGCUGGAGCAGUGAUCUUUUCACACCUGAUAAACGAUCGGCGAGCCUCUUUUUCCCGAUUUUGUGUAUUUUUUUUUUUUGGCUUACCUGGGGUUCAAAGCAUGUAAAGCUCGAGAUUACGAACUCAACUGCUGGCGGUGGGUAACGAUCUCUUGCCUCGUUUGGUAUCUUGCUUCUCCUCCUGGUGGGGAAAUCGUUGCAGACUGCGUGGGAAACAUGGCUCGGAGUAACGAAGUCAGCAUCAAUGAAAGCAAGCAGAUGGUGGUCCCUUUGAACACAUGGGUCCUAAUAUCCAACUUCAAGUUAGCAUACAACCUCCUCCGGCGGCCAGAUGGAACAUUCAAUCGCCAUUUGGCCGAGUUCCUGGACCGAAAGGUCCCUGCCAAUGCAAACCCUAUUGACGGGGUGUUCUCAUUCGAUGUGAUUGUUGAUCGAGCCACAAAUCUCCUCUGCCGAAUCUACCGCCCAUCCGACACUGACGAGCCGCCAAAUGUUGCUGAUCUCGAGAAGCCUGUCAAGUCUGAAUCUUCCUCUACCGUCCCUGUGAUUGUCUUCUUCCAUGGUGGAAGCUUUGCACACUCAUCUGCCAACAGUGCUAUCUACGACACAUUGUGUCGAAGACUAGUUGGUCUGUGCAGAGCCGUGGUGGUCUCAGUAAAUUAUAGGCGUGCCCCUGAGCAUCGGUAUCCUUGUGCUUAUGAUGAUGGCUGGACAGUUCUCAACUGGGUCAAAUCGAGGGCAUGGCUCGAGAGUACAGACUCGAAAGUUCACAUAUUUUUGGCUGGAGAUAGCUCCGGUGGGAAUAUUGCUCACCAUGUUGCUUUGAAAGCUGCUGAAUCGGAAUCGGGUAUUGAAGUGUUGGGGAAUAUAUUGCUUAAUCCGAUGUUUGGUGGGGAAUUGAGAACUGAAUCGGAGAAGAGAUUGGAUGGGAAGUACUUUGUUUCCGUGCAGGAUAGGGAUUGGUAUUGGAGGGCAUUUCUUCCUGAUGGUGCUGAUAGGGAUCAUCCAGCUUGUAAUCCAUUUGGUCCAAAAGCUGCGAGUCUAGAAGGGGUGAAGUUCCCCAAGAGUCUUGUUGUUGUUGCUGGUUUGGAUCUUGUGCAAGAUUGGCAAAUGGCUUAUGUUGAAGGGCUGAAGAAGGCUGGGCAACAAGUGAAGGAUUUGUAUCUUGAGAAGGCGACAAUAGGGUUCUACUUGUUGCCAAAUAAUGCUCACUUCCAUACUGUGAUGGAUGAGAUUAAGAAGUUCGUGAGUUCUAACUGUUGAUAAAAGAAAAAGAAUCUAACUUUACUUUGCAGCAGUAGCAGCCAAAAAGGCGACAAGGAAGCUUUGACAGUCUUUUCACUCUGGUUUUUUUCUUUUCCUGGCUAGGGUUUUUAGAGUUUGCUUUUCUGUUGAUAAUGUGAUUGUGUAGUAUUACCUGCUUACGGGUGCCCAUUGAUCCUUUUCGCCAAUUGGGGUUUUCUGGCUCCCGGUUGUUCUUGAUUCAUGAAGGAUAUGAGUGCAGGAAGUGGCUCAGCAUCUAGCUGGCUGACUCAGGAUUUGUUGUCUGUUAUACCGCCGGAAUCGGUUUGAGAUUUGGGUGACGUAGCUUGAAGUAGCUUUUCUCCAGGGGAGAUAACUGUUACUGCAGCAGUGCCAUUAAAGAAGGUUUCAAGGUUUACCCUUUUGAGGACAGGGUUCACUUGGUUAGGUUGAUAUGUUGGCUAAUGUUAUAUAGCUAAUCUUUAGAGAGAGACUGGAUGUUGUGGUAAAAAGAGAGAAGGAUCUCAUCAAUGGUAGCAUUGUCUUCACGUUUAAACUUGUCGACGAAUGGCUCGACUGCUGAUCAAGAAUUGGAAGGUUGAGCAGAGAUUGCUUUGGAAUGAGAUACUGAAUCUAUUUGGAAUUGGGCGAAAGGAAAGGGAGGCAUGAAGCAGAGAGGCAGGAAGAAAGUCAAGUGGCAGAGCCACUGCAAAACUUAGAACAGGGCCUUAGGAACGCAAGAAAACGAUAACACAACCGAAAAUUGCAGCCCUUAGCUGUUCAUCCGAGGCACUAGCGGAGAGAAGCUGACCCCCG